UUAUUGUGUCAGGUGGAGGAGCUCCGCGCUGCUUUAUGAACAAACGCCAACAAUUGGAUUCGUUUUCGGGGCAAAGGAGGCAUUCAGGUUCGGAGCGGCUCUCACACUAGUUGUUCUGGUUCGGAGAGCCUGAGAAGCGGCUCUGACCUUGUUUUUAGUGGACUUGGAAAGCCCAGGAGAGUGGGAAAGUUUAUUUCAUCUUCGACUUUCUGGCAUUCGUCAUGUUCCGAUAGAGACCAGAAUCCGCAGCGGCCAACAUGCUGAGGCGUCUCGACAAAAUCCGGUUUCGGGGCCAAAAACGGGAGGAGUUCCUUGACCCGACCGAGUCGCCCAACACAUCGGACACAGAAUGCAGUGACGACGUCGCGAUGAAAAUACGCUGCUUGCCCAAAGAGCAAGAAGAGCUGAGAGAACCUGAGUUAGAACAGCAGAUGGAAGCCCAGGCUGGUCCUGGGUCAUUUCUGGCAGGUGUUCAAGAAGAGCCAAAGACAGAUUUGAACGAAGUGAAGGGCCUUCUAGAAAUCGCUUUGUUAGAAAAACACUUCUUAAAGGAGGAGCUGAAGAAACUGAAGGAUGAGUCCCACAUAGAUUCACUGAAACAAGAACUGGAGAAAGAGCGAUGCAAACGUAUUGAGCUGGAACAGAAGGUCAAUGAGGCCGUAAAAUUAGGAGGUGAGGAUUCCCCAUCUCAGUCAAGAAAACCUCCAUCCCCCCAGCCUUCUCUAAGCAGCAGUACAGAAAAACAUAAACAGACUCUAUGGAGCAACUUCCUGAAAUGGCUUUACAAUCGUUUCGGAGUUUACAUUGAAGACUUCCGCUUCCAGCCGGAAGAGACAACUGUGGAGACGGAGGAGCCACUAAGUGGACGGAGGCUGACUGAAAACAUGAGACGCCUCAAAAGAGGGUUCAGACCUGUGACAAACUUCAUGAGGAACCUGUCUGCCUUAUCCAGUUGGUACUCUGUGUACACGUCUGCCAUUGCCUUCAUUGUGUACAUGUAUGCAGCGUGGCAUGGCUGGGCCAUCCCCAUGUUCCUGUUCCUCGCAAUUCUCCGCCUUUCCCUGAAUUAUUUCAUUUCCAGAGGCUGGAGGAUCCAGUGGAGCAUCGUGCCUGAAGUGUCUGAGCCAUUGGAACCUCCAAAAGAAGACUUGACUGUAUCUGAGAAGUUCCAGUUGGUUCUCGAUGUUGCUCAGAAAGCUCAGAAUCUUUUUGGAAGGAUGGCCAACAUCCUUGAGAAGAUAAAAAAUCUGUUCAUGUGGGUCCAGCCAGAGCUGACUCAGAAGCUCUACAUGGGGCUGUGGGUGGCCUUUAUCUCCUCGUGCCUGUUGCCUUACCAGCUGCUGGGCUUCUUCAUAGGUGUUUAUUUAGGUAUCAAGUUCUUCAUCAUCGACUUCAUCUUUAAAAGUUGUCCCAAGCUACGGCAGCGCUUUGACACCCCCUACAUCAUCUGGACCAACUUACCCACUGACCUGCAACUGAAGGAGCGCAACAACACCACCCUGAGCAGACGGGUUGCCCCAGCAGGGGGCCGAGGGAGCGUUGGCAAUGCUGCUCCUCUCGGUGCCAGCAGAGAAGAAGAUGGCGGCCGAUACCACAGCACAAAAAGAGGAGCUUUUCACGAGGUUUUCAGCCUUCCGGAGAGUGAGCGCCCCCUGUCAGUGUGUGAGAACGGCUGGCGCUGCUGCCUGAUCAAUAGAGACAGGAAGACACCAACAGACUACAUCCGUCACGGAGUCCUGUAUGUUACAGAGAACCACUUGUGUUUCGAGAGCUCCAGCUCAAGAUCCGGUUCUUCAAAGAGGAAUAAAGUCAUCAAACUGACCGACAUCAUUGAAAUCCAAAAAUAUAAGGUUUUGUCAGUGCUACCUGGUUCAGGGAUGGGGAUCUCCAUAGCAACGCCUACCACCCAAAAGCCGUUGGUGUUUGGCGCCAUGAUGCACAGAGACGAGGCGUUUGAUGCCAUCUUCUCCCAGCACUCAAAGAUGGUUGAAAAAGCUCGAGCCAAAAAUCCAGAGACGUAGUGUGGGGUCGUCCUCAGCGUACUGUUAAGAAUCUUUGUUGCUGUCCUUCGCAGCAUGUUUUUCAAAGUGACUUAAAGUACUCCAGUACAGCCAGUUCCCUGCUGUUGCAGGCGAUCCACUGUCUGUGCAGUCUGGAUCAGCAGAACCUCGUCUUUUGUCUGCAUAUUGCAAGUGCAAUGUGACUCUGGAGCUGAGUACACACGUGCUGAUGAGACUGCAGGUGGUUUCAAAUUCAGCUGUGCAGGGUCCUCCUCAAGACGGCAUCCUUAAACCACUAGAACAGUUUCCUUCUUCAACAGUGAUUUUUUUUUUAGUUUUUUUAAACACAUUCUGUCCUCUUGAUUAGACUUCUGCUCUGUUGUUUAUAUUCAGAUUCAGGGUGAUGUAAAUACUUUAAAUUAGGGAUUUUUUUUCUCCCUUUUUAGGAGAAUGGAUUUAGUUGGAGGUAUCAUAGUGUGUAGGUGUAUUAGCCACCCAGUUUGAAACCUUUACAGGUUCACGAUGAUGUUUUAGCCAAUGUUUCUGGUCAUGUCCAUUUUAGGAGUUAUUGUUCGUUCAGAUACCAGGAGGAUUUCUAUGUUUUAUCUGCUUUAAAAUCCACAGAACCAGGACCUGCUCCAGUCGUCCGUUUACAGAGCUGCACAAUAAACAAAAGGUUAAAAUGGGUACAGGAACAUGUCAGCAGUUUUCUCAGUAAAUAUAUUUCUAAUAUUUCUUGCUGAGAUGAAAUUCAUACAAGAUUCUAUUCAUUUCAGCUCGUUUAAAUCGUUUCCCAACAAGCAUUUUCUCAAUGCACUUUGCAAAAAAGAGUUAAUUCACCCUCAACAUUAAGACGGAUUCCAAUUUGAUCGUAGAUAUCAAAAAACGCUGUCAGGUUUGGGUUAUUUUUUUAAGCUGGUAAAAAGUUUUCUAUCUGGAGAAACCUGACUUCAUUCAUUCACUCCUGAUGAAUGAGGAGUGAAUGAAUGAAGGAUGAAUUGAGAAAUGUACUGGAACUUUCUCGAUUAGGAUCUGAAGAUGAAAUUAUUUUUGGAUUUCCAAGAAACACACCAAGUCAAACCCCGAGAAAUUUCAUGUUAGUACAUUAGGAACAUUUUUACUGAGAAAAAACCCCACUUGUAUCAAAUCACAGUUGCCAUCACAAUAUGAAUGUGUGCCAUAAUGCAAUCCCAAAGUGCUGCUUAAAUUCCAUAUUUAGGACACUAUAAUAUUUUACGUGUUACGUAUUUGUGCUCCACAUGCCUCUUGACAGAUUCACUCAGAAGAACAUUCACGACUGCUGGCACAAACACCUGAUGAAAAAUGUAUUCCUAAAAUGAUGUUUACAGAGAUGGAAGCAGACAUAACCAAUAUUCAACAAUAAUAACUCAUCUUCUGUCUCCCUGUGCUGCAGCCAUGUCUGCUUGUGCUGAGCUGUCACAUCAGUGUAGUUAGCUCGUUGCUUGGAGAAGCAUUCUAGAUCAAAUAUUUCAAACUCAUAAAAAAGUAAAGGCUAAUACCUCAACCACUGUUCAUUUCGACGGCAUAUUUUGAAUAAAUUUUAGUCUUGAUCUGAAUUUAGGCUCAACAAAAACUGCACUUCAUACUGGAUUAGUUACGAGCUGCAGAUGAUUCUAUCUUACGGGAAGACGCAAACACAAUCAACCCCACAUCAACGCCAUGAGGUUUAAGAAGCGCAUAUAAAGUGGAAGAGCCUUGAAGGGGCAGUAUUAUGUAAAAUUGACUUUUUUUUUAGUUUUACAUCAUGUUAUAAUAUUAAUCCCUCAUCAAAAUCAUACCUGGAGUGUUGCUUUGAUUUUUUUUUUAAGCAUAUUUGAGAAAUCCUUCAAUCUUCAGUGGCAGCCAUUCAGCUGGUGACGGUUCAGCAGUGACGAAAAUCACGGGCCAAUCAACAAAUACAGUCCAGUGUGAAGUAAAUCACUGGGGCAGAACCGGUUAAAGCCACAUCCAUAGAGAAAGGCCUUUAAGUGUUGAACUCUUUGCAUAGACUGGCAGCAAUCUUUAAAAUAUGGACUUUAUCUCACUCAACCAAAAAGGAAAAGAAACUCUGGGUUUAUUGUAUGUUUUUAAAAUUUCUUUCUUUUCUCCUAUUUAUUUUUUGCCCCAAACAUAACCCUGUUUUUCAGACUGGACUAGUCAAUGUUAGGUGCCUCUUUGUACAGUAUGUCAUCAAAAUGGAAACACUGAUUUGUUGAAUAUGUAAAAAUAAUAAAAAAUUACUAGUGAAAACGGUCACACCGUCCUGUUAUGGCAUGGUCGACCCUCCUAGCAGGCAUGCCCCACACUUUGAGAAACCCUGUGGACUGUGGAGCUGGACACUGGGCCACUGUUGAGGAAUGCUGGUUGUCUGAUGUUUAAGAGGACAGCUUUCAUCCUGAUACGUUUGGAUCAGGAAGGCAACACUCAGUCUAGAACAUCAAGGACUUUUCCCCUGCAGCUUCAUGACACCAUAUGUCUGUGUGAGAGCAGCUGAUCAAUCUUAGAACACUACUCAGAUAGCAGCAUCAACUUAAUCCAAUAAAAGCAGAAAGAGUGUACUAAUGUUUUUCAACCACAGUUUUCCAUUUUGGCUUUUCUCUUUAAUUAAUAAUGAGACGGUAUAAUCUGUUGACAUUUAAUAAUUUAGAACGGUUAAUUUUUCUUAUCUCCUGAAACAUAACUGAAAGAGGUUAUAUUUUUUCUUUACCAAGACUCUACGUGUCCCCCAUAAUACUCCUUAGGUUGUAUUGUAAAUAGGAAUAGGAAACAUGUAGUUAUUUUUUUUCAGCUGUUUCAGCUUUAAUCUGAAUUUCAGAAGUGUUAGGAUGUCUGGAUGUCUUUACAGAGGACUGGGACUGUGAGGAUGGGAAGGUCACAGCCAACAUUUGAUCAUGUUCUUUUGUUCUAAAUGAUUACAUAUACACAGGAAUUCACUUUAAAUACAUAGGUUAGAUCACAACAAAUGUGCAGUACAACUUUAAAUAAAACAAUCUUUUCAGUGUACUGAGUUGUGUAGGUUUAGGUUAAAUGAUCUAAUCAGAAGUCACUAAUUAAAAAACACAGUUAUUUGGUUUUUUUAUUAAAAUCACUGGCAAUAAGAAAUGUAAAUUUUGUUCAUUCUGACUGCUAAAAGUACGUUUUUAUGUAUUGCUUUGUGUUGAGAAACGUGAGGGACAACUUUUUAAACGUGCACCAAUGAAACGGCGCCUCCUACAGUUGCAUAGUGUCAUGUUUAUCAGUGGGUUCAUCUGUGAAAAUGAAAAGAUGGGACAUUUCAGAGGGGCGAGGGAAGGACUCAGUCAUUGAUGAAAAAAUAGGAAUAUGAAGUUAAAGCAAAAAUUUUGUUCCGACGAAAAGGUUCAAUGUUUAUGUUUUAAAAUAAGAAUAAGAGCGACAAUGUUUCCUGUGUUUUUGCUACCAGUUCCUGAUGAGAAGAUGUGAUUACAUGACAUACAUGAAUCAGUGAUAUUUCUAUGCCUUAUGUCUGGUUUUCUUGAGCAAAAUUAGAUUUUUUUCCUGUUAGUUUUAAUUUCCCUGGUUUUCCAGGUAAAAAAAAAAAAAGACAAUUCUCAGAUGCCAGUUUUUACUUGAACGCCUCGUUGCCUCGUUGAGACAUUAUUCUCAGACUUCCUGGUUUAGUGUUAAAACUUACCGCACUUUUUUUGUGUGCUCUAGAGUUUUAAUAUUGUGUAUAAUAAGUCUAUAAUAUUUAAUGUGGUUAAACGUGUUUGUCUGGUGGUUUGGGGUUUUAUAUGUUGUAAUGAUUGAAACUGAGUAACAUUUUGUAAUGGAUCCAUCUCUGUGGUAAAAACGUGUACGUUUUUGUAUUUAAGUAAAAAUGGAAAUUCUGCACACACA
Molecule: messenger RNA, 5858 nt
Organism: Xiphophorus couchianus (Monterrey platyfish)
Lineage: Eukaryota; Metazoa; Chordata; Actinopteri; Cyprinodontiformes; Poeciliidae
Product: GRAM domain-containing protein 4-like
Exons: 19
Coding region: 258-2021 (587 amino acids)
Biological process (GO): apoptotic process; negative regulation of toll-like receptor 9 signaling pathway
Source: RefSeq, a predicted model, not a curated record